AUGUCAAGUGUAUCAUUUAUAGAGAAUCCUAAAUCGAAUCCAACGCUUCCCUUAACGUUAUGUAAAAGUGAUAGUGGAUUAAAAGUGAUUAGAACAGCAGAUAAAUCUAUAAUUAUCAAUUAUAAGAUUCGUAACAAAAAUGAUAUCAUAUAUUAUCAAUGGGAAAAUAACAUUGGCAAUUAUGUAGCGAUUUUCUUCCAAAGAGGUACAGUGAUGAUAUAUGAUGGUAUUAAAACCUCGAGACUAUUAGCAAUGUUAAAUGGGGGAAAACCAAAUGUAGAUGCAGGGAUUUGGGAUCGAUAUUAUUUCCCUAAUGAUAAUGAGAAGGAUAUUUUCGAUUCCGAUAUAACGUUAUAUAUGCCCACAUUGAUACAGAUUAUUAGAGAUAAAGAAAAAAUUUGUCCUGGGACUUAUUUCCCACCACAUUCUACUUGGAGAGCUAAAAAGGAAGAGAGUUUAAAGAAUGAAUUUUUAGAUAUACAUCUUUUACAUCACUCAGUGGAUGAUUCGUUUACAUUUAUAUUGAAUGGUGAAUUGAAAUUGCCUUUCCCAUCUAAUAGCACUAGUGGAAGAGCAAUUGGGAUAAUUAAGGGGGAAAAUAAUUGUUUUAUUUGCUUUUAUCAAGAUUUAACAGUUCGAAUGAUUGAUUGCCAUGACUUGUUACAAUUAAAGGGGAAUGAGAUCUUAGUGGAUCAUUUUAUUCGAAUAAAUCAUCUCUUAAAAUAUUUAAAAGAACAUAUCAUGUUUAUCAAGGAUAAUAUGUCGACACCGUUUAACGAGUUCUUAACGAGCGUUAAAGGUGAAGCAACACAAGAGAUGAUGAUGGAAAAUUUAAUCACUAUGCUAGUAUCUGGUUAUAUCUCUACAGAAUUGGAAGAAUGGAUACGAAACACGAUUGGGAUUAAAAAUUUAACGCGAUGGGCUACACUAGGUGGUAUUUUUUACGAGAAAGGAGUUGAUAUCAUCACACUAAUGGUGAUACCUGCAUGCGAGAGGUUUAUGAUACUAGUUGCAAGAUUACAAGGUUUGAUAGAGUAUGUGAUUGUAAGGAAUCGGUGUGAUAACAGAGGGGUCAAUCUGAAUAGUAGUUAUAUAGAAAAUGUUAAGCAUGCUGCCAAGAGAUUUAUGAAAGAAGCAUUAAGGAUGUUAGAGCAAUUGCAAUUACAGAAACAAUUGUUUGAAAAAUUUUUGCAUUGGUUUAGUGAGAAUGUUAGGGGUGUGGUUCAAGAUGAGGCGGUUAGUGGUAAUAUUUUGGUCAAAAAUGUAAAUAAUUGUAGAGAUAUAGUGGAGUAUUUAGAGUGGAGCAUGGGAGGAGGGCCAAAUAGAGUGACUGAAUUAACUCAAUUUGAAAAAGAACUAGAAGUGGUUCAAGAGAAUUUGAAUCUGCUGAAUCAAGAUUUUGUAGAGCCUGCAUUGAGUGUGGCAAUAAGUAUUGGUGAUCGUAAGAAUAUUGGUGCGAUCUUGGGUGUUUGUAAUCCUGAAGGUGAGCUUUUAAGUAUGGAAAAGGUGAUGAGUUUAGAGUCUACUUUGGUUAUAUAUAUAAUAAAGUACGAGAUGCAAGGUGAGAUGAAAUAUGAAAUUGGAUUAUUGAAUUGUAAUAUGGAAAAUAUCUUUUGUCAAAAUGAAGUGAAACUAGGAAGUAGACGGCAAGAAGUGGUAGAGACCAAGAUAAAUGUAGAAAAACGACAAUUUGAAAAUGAUAGUAAUUUGUUUGUUAUUGAAAAAGAAGAUGAAUUUGAUGUACAAGUAGAGUUUCGUAAUAAUGAUAGCGUCUUUACGAAAAAAUUUGUACUGAAUAUCAAAGAAAAAAGUAUUGAAGGGUGUUAG
Molecule: messenger RNA, 1827 nt
Organism: Henningerozyma blattae CBS 6284
Lineage: Eukaryota; Fungi; Ascomycota; Saccharomycetes; Saccharomycetales; Saccharomycetaceae
Gene: APC4
Product: anaphase promoting complex subunit 4
Exons: 1
Coding region: 1-1827 (608 amino acids)
Biological process (GO): protein K11-linked ubiquitination; anaphase-promoting complex-dependent catabolic process; positive regulation of mitotic metaphase/anaphase transition
Cellular component (GO): anaphase-promoting complex; nuclear periphery
Source: RefSeq, a predicted model, not a curated record